AUGGAGGAGUUGAUUGCAUCCGAUGACUUCAAGAAUCAGUCGAUCGCCCAUCUCUCCGGCGCUGUCCAGGUGCGAACCGAGUCUUUUGACGACUUGGGCCCGGUAGGCCAAGAUGCACGAUGGGACGUGUUCUACGACUUUGCCGCAUACUUGAAAACGACGUACCCGUUGGUCCACAGUACAUUUCAGCUUGACCGGGUCAACACGCACGGUCUGGUGUACACCUGGAAUGGCAGCAAUCCCACCCUGCGGCCGACUCUACUCCUCGCGCACCAAGAUACGGUCCCGGUGCCGGAGGCGACGCUGAAUCAGUGGGAGUACCCGCCCUGGAGCGGCUUUUUCGACGGCAAAUACAUCUGGGGGCGCGGGGCGGCCGACUGCAAGAGCCAGCUGACCGCCAUCCUGGAUGCGGCCGAGCAGCUCAUCGCACACGGGUUCGAACCUCAACGCACCCUGAUCCUUGCGUUUGGAUUCGACGAGGAAGCCUCUGGGCCGCAUGGGGCGGGCCAUUUAGCACCGUUCCUGUUGGACCGCUACGGCAAGGACUCGAUUGCCGUGCUGGUCGACGAGGGCUCGACCCUGCAAACCAAAUGGGGCACCUUCUUCGCUCUCCCGGGCGUGUCUGAGAAGGGGUAUAUCGACCUCGAAAUUGUGGUUCGCACCCCCGGUGGCCACUCGUCGGUGCCACCCGCCCAUACCGGCAUCGGCAUCCUCAGCGAGAUCAUCACCAUUCUUGAAGCCAAUGUCUUUGAGCCCCGUCUGUACAACCAAAAUCCCUACUUGGGCCAGCUGCAGUGUGGUGCCAGAUACAGCCCCAAAUUUCCCCCGAAAUUGAAGGCGCUUCUCAAGAGCCGCCCACGGCACUUCUUGUCCUCCGAUGCUGGCGAUACUCUGACAAACACGAAACGGAAAACCAUCCGAGACCCUCUGGCCGAAGAAGCUGCUAAGGACAGCCUUUACACUCGCUACUUGGUGCAGACAUCCCGCGCCGUAGACAUUAUCGCGGGUGGCGUCAAAAUCAAUGCCCUUCCGGAGGAGGUCUCCGUCAAAGUUAACCACAGGGUCAACAUUGGGGACAAACCAUCCGACGUGCUUGACCAAGUCAUAGCGCUUACCGAGCCAGUGGCGCACAAGUACAAUCUUACUCUGGAGAGCCUCCCCUUCAACAGCUCUUCUCCCAAGCUGGAGAAUUCGAUCACCAUUUCUCCCCUCAAGGGAGUCCUCAACCCAGCCCCGGUGACGCCGACCGAGGUAGAUCCGAUAUCACCGUACACGAUUAUCGCAGGCACGACAAGGGCGCUGUAUGGCGAGGACGUCAUUGUCGCGCCGGGAAUCAUGACCGGAAACACUGAUACACGGUAUUUUUGGGACUUGACCCAGCAUAUUUUCCGCUAUGGUGUUGGGUUUGACGCGGAUGCCAUCACCAGCGGGGUGCAUACUGUAAAUGAAAAACAAAGUAUCGCGGGUCAUCUUAGAGGUACGAAGUGGAUGAGCGACUUCAUCCGGAACAUGGACGAGGCAGAAUUGCCCUGA
Messenger RNA from Capronia epimyces CBS 606.96, 1533 nucleotides. Its product is annotated as Gly-Xaa carboxypeptidase. Gene Ontology annotation, cellular component: fungal-type vacuole lumen. The transcript has a single exon. Lineage: Eukaryota; Fungi; Ascomycota; Eurotiomycetes; Chaetothyriales; Herpotrichiellaceae. Bases 1 to 1533 code for a protein of 510 amino acids. The record is from RefSeq and is a predicted model, not a curated record. Gene Ontology annotation, molecular function: carboxypeptidase activity.